AUGACUGAAAAUAACAUUUAUUCAAAUAUACUGUUAGAGCCGUACAACUAUUUAAUUGGCACUAAUGGCAAAGAAUUUCGUUCUAAAUUCAUCCAGGCAUUCAACAUUUGGCUGCAAAUACCGGACAAACACCUCUUAAUGGUAUCAGAAGUCAUAGAACUUCUUCAUAAUUCAAGUCUAUUAAUCGAUGACAUCGAGGAUAAUUCAAACCUAAGGCGAGGUAUACCGACGGCGCACCUAAUUUUCGGGGUAGGAUCGACCAUCAAUAGUGCCAAUUAUUGCUAUUUCUUGGCCCUCCAGAAGAUCAUUCAACACAUACCGGAGACAAACAGACUAAAUGCCAUUGAAUUGUUCACUAAUAAGUUGCUGGAUCUGCACAGAGGACAGGGAAUGGAUAUACAUUGGAGGGAUUCGUUCAUAUGUCCGACUGAAGAGGAAUACAUGAAUAUGAUUAACAAGAAAACUGGAGGACUGUUCUCACUGGCCGUCCAAUUGAUGCAAAUAUUCAGUGAUAAUAAACGGGAUUUCAAUCCACUUGUGAUAGCUUUAAGUCAUUACUUCCAGAUUAAUGACGAUUACGCGAACCUAAAGUCAAAUAAGUACGCUAUGAAUAAAGGAUUUUGUGAGGAUUUAACUGAAGGAAAGUUUUCAUUCCCUAUAAUACACGCCAUUGAAAGUGAUCCCAACGACAGCACACUAUUGCAAAUCCUAAAACAGAGGACGAGUGACAACGAAGUGAAAGAAUUGGCGCUCAAGAAGAUGGAGAGUUUGGGAUCGUUUGAGUACACAUUGAAACGGUUGAAGCACUUGGAGUGCGCGAUCAGGGAUGAGGUCCGGGCGCUGGGAGACAAUAAAUACUUGUUAGGCUUGUUGGACAUGAUCAACAAAGUAUAA
Messenger RNA from Oppiella nova, 894 nucleotides. Lineage: Eukaryota; Metazoa; Arthropoda; Arachnida; Sarcoptiformes; Oppiidae. The record is from the annotation of a GenBank genome assembly.